GUGAGAUGGACCCUAAAGAACGUCUCGCCCGCCAAAGAAGGCUUCUCCAGAAGAAGUUAGGUCUGGACAUGGGUGCUGCUAUCGGCAUGGACACAGAGGACCUGUUCAACGAUGAGGACCUAGACUAUACCUGCCAACCCAGUGGGCUCAAAACCCAUGGAAGCAAAACCACAGCUGGAACCAGCUCGCGCAACCACGUGCCCAUUCAGGCUGCUGAGUUGAUUGACUCAGAGUUCCGCCCAGGCAUGAGCAGUCGUCAGAAGAAUAAAGCUAAGAGGAUGGCCAAGCUAGUGGCCAAGCAAAGAUCCAAAGACAUGGAUCCAAAUGAAAAGAGUAACGACAGUUUUGAGGGUGAACCUGAAGAGAAACGAAGGAAAACCACCAAUGUAGUUAUUGACCAACCCGCAACAGAACAUAAAGUCUUAAUCGACAGCGUUCCAAAUAACUCCGGUCUUUUAGAGGAGACACAGGAAUGGCCUCUGGAGAGCUUCUGUGAGGAGCUCUGCAAUGACCUCUUCAAUCCUUCAUGGGAGAUUCGUCAUGGUGCAGGCACAGGUCUUAGAGAAAUCCUCAAGUGCCAUGGUGCUGGGGGCGGGAAGCUGGUGGGAAGCACUGCAGAACAGAUGUUGCGGCAGCAUCAGGAGUGGAUCGAGGAUGUGGUCAUCCGGUUGCUCUGUGUCUUUGCUCUGGACCGCUUUGGAGACUUUGUAUCUGAUGAGGUGGUGGCUCCUGUCAGGGAGACGUGUGCCCAGACGCUCGGUGUGGCCCUUCGCCACAUGAAUGAAAGUGGUGUUUCCAUGACAGUAGACGUCCUGCUGAAGCUGCUAAAAGAAGACCAGUGGGAGGUCCGUCACGGAGGGCUGCUUGGGAUCAAGUAUGCGCUGGCUGUCCGACAGGACCUGAUCUCUGUUUUACUGCCCCGGGUGCUCCCUGCCAUCACUGUAGGCCUUCAGGACCUAGAUGAUGAUGUCAGGGCCGUGGCAGCGUCAGCCCUCAUCCCUGUGGUGGAAGGCUUGGUACAGCUACUGCCCAACAAGGUGCCCUUCAUUGUGAACACACUAUGGGAUGCUCUUUUGGACCUGGACGACCUCACUGCUUCCACAAACAGCAUCAUGACAUUGCUGUCCUCGCUGCUCACUUAUCCGCAGGUCCGACAGAGCAGCAUGCAGCAGUCAUUAACAGUCCUGGUCCCUAGAGUUUGGCCGUUCUUAAGACACACUAUAUCAUCAGUAAGACGGGCAGCACUGGAAACCCUUUUCACGCUGCUGUCUAAAGCUGACCAGAGCUGUGCAAUUUGGAUCAACCCCAUCCUACAAGAUAUGCUUCGGCACAUCUUCCAGUCCUGCAUACUGGAGAGCAAUGAAGAGAUCCUUGAACUGAUCCAAAAGGUGUGGAUGGAGCUGCUGUCCCAGGCUCCUCAGCAGUACGUGGUAGCAGCCAGCUGUCCAUGGAUGGGCGCUUGGCUCUGUCUCAUGAUGCAGGCCUCACACAUUCCCAUAGACCUGAACAUGCUCCUAGAAGUGAAGGCCCGCUCCAAGGAUAAGGCUGGUACAAAGGCACGUCAGGGGACCAACCAGGUGAAGGAAACGGUCCAGGAGUAUAUAGCAGGUGCAGAGACGGUGGCAGACGACCCAGUAACGAGGGAUUAUGUUGUAGUUCGCGCUCGCCUCAUGGCUGCGAAAUUGCUGGGGGCUCUGUGUGGAUGUAUCUGUGACCCUCAGCUCAAUGCUGCAUCUCAGGAGAUCCGACCAGCUGAGUCUUUAGGCCAGCUGUUGCUCUUCCACCUCAACUCCAAGUCUGCCCUGCAGCGCAUAGCUGUGGCUCUGGUGCUUUGCGAGUGGGCUGCGGUACAGAAGGAUUGUCAGGUGGUGUCAUCCAUGGUACAGCCUCGUCUUCUGGCCAUUCUGUCAGAGCAGUUGUACUAUGAUGAGAUUGCUAUCCCCUUCACACGCAUGCAGAAUGAGUGCAAGCAGCUCAUUGCCCUGCUAGCUGACUCCAACAUAGACCUGCAAGACCGCCUCAAUUGUAGCGUUUUCACAAUUGAUCAAGCCAAUGACCUGGUAACCACCAUCUUUACGGAGUCAACAGCGGGUCUGAAUGUGACGUCCAAACAGUGGCAGGCAUUGGACAGUAAACGACAUCAGGCUCAAGCAACAGUGACUGAGACCAACACAGAAUGGCAGCAGCUGCAUCUGCGUGUCCACAUGGUCACAGCCUGUGCAGUGAUUAACCUGCAGGUGCUCCCUGACAAGCUCAACCCCCUAGUCAGGCCCCUGAUGGAGACCAUCAAGCGGGAGGAAAACACCCUGAUCCAGGGAUAUGCUGCUUCCUUUAUAGCCAAGCUUUUGCAACAGUGUGCUGGACGCUCGCCAUGCCCCAACCCUAAGAUCAUCAAAAACCUCUGUGCCUCAGCCUGCGUGGACUCGGCGACCACACCCUCAUCUGCUUGCCCCGUAGCCCCCACACAGGAAAAUGCCAAAGGCGUUGGGUUGGAGAAAGACUGCAUGCAUCACAUGGUCAGCAAAACCCGAGGCAUUAUCACCCUCUACCGUCACCAAAGGGCGGCUUUUGCCAUCACCAGUAAGAGGGGGCCAGCCCCUAAAGCCCCAAAGACCCCUAACACAGAGCUUCCUCCUGGCAGCACCAUCAGCAUUGAUAAUGAUGAGAGCAAGAAGCCAUUUAUUAUUCAGAGACGAGGGGCAGAGUUCUCCCUAACAACUGUUGCCAGACACUUUGGGGCAGACCUCGCCAAAUGUCUGCCAUAUCUAUGGGAGAACACAGUGGGACCCCUGAGGACAGUGGUGACUGAAAAUCAGUGCAUUGAUAGGCAGGUCCAGCUGGAGAGGGGAGAUGCUGCUGCUCAGGAACUAGUCAACUCUCUACAAGUGCUGGAAGUCAUGGCUGGGGCCAUGGCUGCUGAACUCAAACCUUUGCUAAUGGAGCACCUACCCCAUCUGUUCACCUGCCUACAGCACCCAUACACAGCAGUGCGUCACAUGAGUGCACGCUGUGUGGGUGCACUCAGUAAGAUAGCCAUGCUGGAGACCAUGAACGGUUUCCUUGAGUGUGUACUUCCCUGGUUGGCUGCUAUUGGUGACUGCACUAAACAGGAGGGUGCCAUCGAGGCCUUGGCCUGUGUCAUGGAGCAGCUGGAUGUGGACAUUGUACCCUACAUUGUGCUACUAGUAGUACCAGUGCUGGGCCGUAUGAGUGACCCAAGUGAUAGCAUCCGUUUCAUGGCUACACAGUGCUUUGCUACACUGAUCCGCCUGUUGCCUCUAGAGGCAGGUAUACCAGACCCUCCAGCCAUGUCUGCUGACCUGAUCCGCCAGAAGGCAAGAGAACGGCACUUUCUGGAGCAACUACUGGAUGGGAGGAAACUAGAGAACUACAAGAUCCCCGUGCCCAUUAAAGCUGAGCUCAGGAAGUACCAGCAGGAUGGAGUGAACUGGCUAUCCUUCCUAAACAAAUACAAGCUGCAUGGGAUCCUGUGUGACGACAUGGGCCUCGGCAAGACGCUGCAGUCCAUUUGCAUUCUGGCAGGAGAUAACUACCUCAGGGCACAGGAAUAUGCCAAGACUAAGGCCGCAGACUGCAGCCCCAUGCCCUCUCUGGUGGUGUGUCCUCCCACACUGACUGGCCACUGGGUGGAUGAAGUGGGCAAGUUCUGUGCCAAAGAGUACCUCAACCCGCUGCACUACACCGGGCCUCCUACAGAACGAAUGCGGUUGCAACACCAAGUUAAAAAACACAAUCUUAUAGUAGCUUCUUACGAUGUUGUACGGAAUGACAUCGACUUUUUUAGAAAUAUAAAAUUUAAUUACUGCAUCCUUGAUGAGGGUCAUGUCAUCAAGAAUGGGAAAACCAAACUUUCCAAAGCUAUUAAGCAGUUGGCUGCUAACUUCCGAGUCAUCUUGUCAGGAACUCCUAUUCAGAACAAUGUCCUGGAGCUCUGGUCGUUGUUUGACUUCCUCAUGCCAGGCUUCCUUGGAACGGAACGGCAGUUUGCUGCUCGCUACGGUAAACCAAUCCUGGCCAGCCGUGACGCCAAAAGUUCAUCACGGGAACAGGAGGCAGGUGUCCUGGCGAUGGAGGCCCUACAUCGACAGGUGCUGCCCUUCCUUCUGAGGAGGAUGAAGGAGGACGUCCUCCAGGACCUUCCUCCUAAAAUAAUUCAAGACUACUACUGCAACCUGAGUCCUCUACAGGUUCAGUUAUAUGAAGACUUUGCAAAGUCUAGAGCCAAGGCCAGUGUAGAGGACAGCAUCUCUACAGCCUCUACAGAAGAGGAGGAAAAGCCUAAACUGAAAGCCACAGGCCACGUCUUCCAGGCGCUGCAGUACCUGCGAAAGCUGUGUAACCACCCAAGCUUGGUCUUGACCACGCAGCAUCCAGAGUACAAACACAUCACUGAGCAGCUGGCAGGUCAGAACUCCAGCCUGCGGGACAUUCAGCACGCACCCAAACUCUCUGCGCUCAAACAGUUGCUGUUGGACUGUGGUCUUGGGGGUGGUGGAGGAUCAGAAGGGGGCACUGAAGCAGUGGUGGCCCAGCACCGUGUGCUAAUUUUCUGUCAGCUAAAGAGUAUGCUGGAUAUUGUGGAGCAGGACCUGCUGAAACCCAAACUGCCCUCUGUCACUUACCUGAGGCUGGACGGCAGCGUGCCGGCAGGCCUGCGGCACUCCAUCGUUUCCAGGUUUAACAAUGACCCAUCCAUUGAUGUGCUGCUGCUGACCACCCAUGUUGGAGGUCUGGGCCUGAACCUGACCGGUGCAGACACCGUGGUGUUUGUUGAACAUGACUGGAACCCCAUGAGGGACCUGCAGGCUAUGGAUCGAGCCCAUAGGAUAGGACAGAAACGGGUUGUGAACGUGUACAGGCUGAUCACACGAGGGACGCUGGAGGAGAAGAUCAUGGGUCUGCAGAAAUUCAAGAUAAGCAUCGCCAACACGGUCAUCAGCCAAGAGAAUUCCAGCCUGCAGAGCAUGGGCACAGACCAGCUCCUCAACCUCUUCACUCUAGACAAGGGUGAAAAGGAUGAGCAGUCGGCGUCAACCUCAGGGAAGGCCUCCAUGAAGUCUGUGCUGGACGGCCUGGGAGAGCUAUGGGACCAGCAGCAGUACGACACGGAGUACAACCUGGACAACUUCAUACACACUCUGCAGUAGCCUCCAUCUGCUGGCCGAGCAGGACCUGGUCAGAGCCAGAGGAGACCCCUACUGCUGCAGUUAUCUACCCCACUCUCAAGCUCACAUCUUACACAGGAUAACCAUCUGAGGGAUAAUAGUUACAGUACGUGUCCCAAAGCAAUAACUAAAACACAGCCAAAAUAAGAACUUACUCUAUAUAUAGUGCUUUCACAUUGAUGGGUAUGCUGCAAACAUUUUGCGUCUGAAAAUUGUCAGACAUCCCAUAAUUUAUUGUCGAGGCACCCAGGUUUUCAACAAGUCAUCCACAUAACUGCUAAGAGAAUAUAAUGGUAUGAUGACGAUGUACCAUCUGCAAAAAACAUCUCCAGUGUUCGUUUACAUCAUCUUCAUUUAGUUAACAGCGGUGUCACCACGGUGUACAGUGAUGUUGCUGUACAUAAGCAUACAGUGUAUCAUAAUUAUAGUUGUCCUUUAUAGUUCAGCACCAGGUGCUACUUUUACAGCCCACUGCCCUCCUCCCAGAUCGCAUUGCCAGAGUAUACAGUGUUAACUGCUUAACAGACACCAUUACCCAUUUGCGCCUCCCUCCUAUCUUCGCCAUUACCACCUCCACCCCCACUUCACAAGGUCUUAAAAGCACUGCGAUACCCAACCACACCUGUCAACACAAUCUAAGUGACGGAUACAAACAUGUUUUUGUACAACAAAAGGAAACGGGACGAGAGUGACGAGCUCGCUGGAGAAACAUAGGAUGUUGUAAGUGCACUGGCUUUUUAUAGCACGCUGGUGCCUGCUGAGGUCAGGAGUUGUUUGUGCAACGACAAGAUGACUCCCAUUCUCAAGAUGGCACUAGUUUCCACUCGCUCCAGGAGCGUCUGUUCACAUGACCUGUGGCCAUUGAGAGGCUUUGGUGGAGAGAGAGCGAGAAAGGAAUGAAUCAGCGUUGUGUCCAGCUCUUCCAAAUGUGGUGGUAAAAUAAGCUGGGAAGGCACUGCACUUGAAGCAGCAUUACAGACUGAUCAUGGGGCCAAGGUGAAACUGGUACCUGAAACUUGCCACAAGUAAUUUUUAAAGGAAAAAAAACUUAAUAGACUUGUACAUAUGUCUGUAAUUGCUGCUUUUUGUUUAUUAUUGUGGAAUUGAAAUAAAUUCUACAGACCUUU
This is a messenger RNA of Micropterus dolomieu (smallmouth bass), 6313 nucleotides long. It is a transcript of the gene btaf1, whose product is annotated as BTAF1 RNA polymerase II, B-TFIID transcription factor-associated. Lineage: Eukaryota; Metazoa; Chordata; Actinopteri; Centrarchiformes; Centrarchidae. The record is from RefSeq and is a predicted model, not a curated record. Gene Ontology annotation, molecular function: TBP-class protein binding; ATP hydrolysis activity; ATP-dependent chromatin remodeler activity.